AUGUCUCAGGGUCCCUACGCAACGUGGCAAUCCGGCGUUAAAACCGAACACGACCAGUUCUCGGGAAGCCCACAAGCAGCCGUGACAGCAUCCCGCCGAAGCGGGAGUGGAGACAACCAGCAAGCUGCCUCCUUCGCAUAUGGCAGCUAUCCGCAGGGCGAGGCUCACCGCCGCCUACAAUCGCGCACCGGGAUGCGUGGGCACUCCAGUUCGACCUCCAGCCUUUCGGGUGCUAUGGGCGACGCCCAGAUCAGUGUCCAACCCCGUCAGUCAGUCACUCCGCCUUCCGGACUGGCAUCGUGGACGUCGUCUCCGACCUCCACUACGAUGUCUGGAGCGCCGUUCAUGAACGUGCCCGACGACAUGACUUACCUCGCGCCUGUCACUCCCAUUACGUCGGCUAGCCCGUCGGGGGCGUUCGGGUCGUUUGGUCCGUACAAUCUGCAGAUGUACGGUUCACCCGACACCUCCCCCGGAAUCCCCUCCCCAGUCUACAGCGACCAGUUCGCUUACCAGCAGAGGGGCCACUCCUCCGCAUCCUCCGCUGCUAUGGUCAUCUCGCCUUCCUCCACGCCCGCUCCCUCGCGUCACAGUCACUCUCCUCACAGCAAGGAUGAAGAGAUACAGAGACUCCAUCAGCGUAUCCGUGAACUAGAGCUGGUAGCCGAGUCUUCUCGGAGACGCAUCCGCGAGCUUGAAACCGAAGUUUCGCGCGGAAUCUACCCGGGUGGCCUCCCCUCGCCUCUCCCCACGCCGGCACCUCCUCCCACCUUCAACGAAGAGUGGCGUGCGCGCACCGACGCGCGUAUCAAGUUGUUCUGCUCCUUGAAUCGCGCUGGCAACGCGCUCUGCGCAUGGCACGAUUCUCGGCGAGAGCGGAGAGUGUACCCCCCACGCAUGGCGCCGCCGGGCUAUCUCAACUGCGGCUGCACUUUCGAGGAAGCGCUCUUCGAGGAGAGCCUCGCGCGUCACGGAGUCGGCAGCUACCUCCCAGGGGAGAGCGUCCGCAUGGACCCUGCACUGCGGAACCCGCUUCUCAAACUGCUUCAGCAACGGUACAACUAUCGCGACGGGGACUUCGAGCGCGAUCCCGUGACUGGCAACUGGAUCGAGGGCGAGGGCGCCAACUACUGGGAGGAGAAGGUGGCAUCGGGCACGACGUACUCGAGGCGGAACCGCACAGAGUCGGACCGCCGCUAA
Molecule: messenger RNA, 1200 nt
Organism: Dichomitus squalens LYAD-421 SS1
Lineage: Eukaryota; Fungi; Basidiomycota; Agaricomycetes; Polyporales; Polyporaceae
Exons: 2
Coding region: 1-1200 (399 amino acids)
Source: RefSeq, a predicted model, not a curated record